AGUUCGUGAGGAAGUGAGAGUGAAAGGUCAUUGUUUUCGACGGGAUCGUUCCGGUUACGUUGCUGACUGCUGCUGCCGCGUUGGUUUUCGUCGGCUUUUCGCCAAGGAGUACGAAGUUUCAGGUUGACUGGAGAAACGACUCCGGUAGAGCAUCGAAACUGUCGGAGAAAACUCAGCGAUAAUGGGCUGCUUCGGGAGCAAAGCAAAGCUGUCCAAAGAGGAUAUCGAAUUUCUCCAGAGGAAGACGCGCUAUGACGAAGAGACCAUAAAAAAAUGGUACAAGGGCUUCCAGCAAGACUGUCCCAAUGGGAAGCUGACACCCGCCAAGUUCGUGGAUAUGUACAAGAUGCUGUUCCCCAGCGGCGACGGCGAGGAGUUCUGCGACCACGCGUUCCGGACGUUUGAUACAGAUAAGAACGGCUACAUCGACUUCAAGGAAUUCCUGCUCGCCAUUGACGUCACGUCGGCCGGCACCCCGCAAGAGAAGCUCAAGUGGGCAUUUAGGAUGUACGACGUUGAUGGCAACGGAGUUAUUGAGCUGAACGAGAUGAAGAAAAUAGUCCAGGCCAUCUAUGAUAUGCUGGGAGCAAAUUCGGCCAACAGACCAGCCGACUCAGCGGAGGCUCGAGCCAAAAUAAUUUUUGAGAGGAUGGAUGAAAAUCAUGAUGGACAACUCACUGAGGAGGAAUUCCUCCAUGGAUGCAUGGAAGACGAAGAACUGUCAAAAAUUCUGUCCCCGCUGACGUCUCAGUAGAGGCCCUGACAAAAAUUUGCUGGCCGUCUCCGAAUGUUUGCGCAUUUGCCCCGUCUUCCGGUUUGCCAGGAGUUGAUAGAUGCGUUACGAAUCAAUCCCGGAUCCUGAUUUGUAGCCUGAGACAAGGAAAUCUCCGAUGUUUGAGCAGUCAUGUUUCGAAAGCCGUCAUGGGGUCCACUUUAUGCAAGAUUGUAGCUGCACAAGUUUCACGCUUGCUGGGAUGAAAGUCAUGAAAAAUAUGAACAUAAAGUCAAGGAUUUUAAUUCAUAGAUGUAUAGAAGGGAUUUCGUCUGUAUCUCCGAGGCGUGUGAGCGGAUCGUCGACGUAUGACAGAUAAUGGGGAUUUUAUCUGAGUGAUCAUGAUGAACCUGAUUCAAUUUUGCGUGCCAAUGUCAUAUGGGCAAGAACGGUUGAUUUUUCGAACUGUAUUCUGAUCGAUGUUGCCUGUGAGGCCGUCCAACAUUUUGUUUCUGCUGACUAAAAUUUAAUGCUUAACCUAAUUUUUGAAAUUUGGUUUGCAGUCAAUAGUUUUAAAAUGGUAGCAGUUACAUCGUCGGCACAUUUUCACAUCGUCAAAUUAUAUACUAUCUGCGUUAGACAGAAAGUCAAAUCUCGUGACAUGAGCAGAAACUUUCUUCGAAAUUACAGAAUCUAGUGAGCAUGGUAUUCGUUAUUGGCGUUUCCAAGUGUUAGAAUUGAUAGUUGUCUUAGAAUGAAAUUAGAUGAGCGGUGUUUUUGACUUUUGACAUCAUUCAAGCACUGCUUGACCUUUUAAAGGUAAUUUUCCAAAACAAAUGAAACUGAGUUUUCGCAUACAAUAUUUUCGAUACAUCGGAACGUUUUUUUCCGUCGAAAGAUUUUAUUUUCUAUGUCAAAUCCUGAUAUUCUUCGCGAAUUGCUUCCUUCCUGAUGCAAAUUUGGUGUUAAUAAAGUUCCUUCUCGGAUGAGGCCUA
Messenger RNA from Notodromas monacha, 1707 nucleotides. NCBI's taxonomy places the organism in Eukaryota, Metazoa, Arthropoda, Ostracoda, Podocopida, Cyprididae. The record is from the annotation of a GenBank genome assembly.